AUGACGGCGCCGUCGAGCCCGAACCUCAUGCGGUUCGACGACGACGACGACGACGACGCGGCGACGGCAGCUGCGCUCCCCUUACCACUGACGCCGACGUCCGUGUCCUCUGCCGACAGCACCGCCUCCCGCGCCUCGCCGCCGCCUUCGCCCGUGGACAACGCGCCCCGCAGCGCCGCAGGAGACCACCACGCGCUGCACUUUUUCGUGUCGUGUCAGAACGUCGACGGCACUUCGCUCGUGUCGUCCGCGCGCUCGGCCCACACGAUCGUCCGGGGCGCCCUCAGCCGCCUGAGCAGCGCCGCGAACCUGAACAGCGCCAAGUCGCAGCGCGAGAAGCCGCCGACCGAAGUGAACGUUGAGGUACGCGUCCUCGAGGAGACUCUGGUGUCGAGUGCAGUGGCGGGUCCGGUGGUGCUACCGGUAAAACCGGUACAUACCGGUAUUACAAACGGCCGGUCACGGCACACGAGCGUCGCGUCCGAGACGGACGUGAGUGGCGACGGACGCGCAGAGAACGCACAGCCGUUGGCGCUGGCCACAGACGACCGGCUCUCGAGUCCGUUGUCGUCCGCUCCGAGUGACAGCUACUGGAGCGAACGGCGCAAGAGUCGCGAUCCGCGGUUUUCCGUGGGCUUUUGUGUCCAUUGCUCGAACGUGGCAGAGUUCGACCGCCACGUGCAGAUUUAUGUCAUGAUUCCAGACGAAGGGACGUCGUCCAAUCGGUACAGUCACGUCUUUGGCAAUGCGCUGACGUCGUUCCAGGAGAUGUACAGCGUCGCGAAAAGUGGCACGAGGAAGCGGGAGAUGACGCUGCCAGUCCAUUCGAGUGUGCUGGACGGCGCGACGGUGACGCUGCAGUUUGCCGACAUUCAGCCGCAGCAGCCCUCGCUGUUUGCAACUCAGCACAAGAUCUUCAAGAGCUUUUUGUUUUACCCCUUGAUGAAGGAAGAGCAUGCGGAACUGCAAGUUGCAGACGCAAAGUUAGCGGUCGAGGAGGCCACUGAAGUGGAGUUUAGUGUCAAGAUCCCGUUGCAACUGCUGCGAGUGUGUCAGUCGGAGCUGCUGCAGAUGUACGACGCGUGGAAACUGCGCUAUAACUACAAUCGCAAGCAACAUUGCUGUUUUGUAAACGAUGCAGAAGCGCUGAACUUUGGAUACGAUGUGUUUCGGGUCCAAGUAGUUUGCGGACGUGGAUUGAGGACACGAUCACGUGCUAGUUCUUCUACAACCGCGUCGAGUGCUGAGCAGGACAUGAUGAUUGAGCGUGGUUCACGGCCAUCGCGCACUUCGGGUUUCGCAAAGGGAUUGACCGGAGGCCGAGAAGGAUUUGUGUCUCGUAUAAAGGCUGGCAAGUGGGGGAGUAGUCACGCAUCUUCGUUUGCCAGUCAUUACUCUGACUUUACCGACACCGGAGGGGAAACCGCUAGCAGUAUUCACCCCUUUGUCGUUGUAAAGUAUGAAGACGGCAUGCAUGGCAAUCAGGAGUUCACCAUUGGAAAGACGAAUACCGAGUACGACGCUCCAGAUCCUGUGUGGUCAACAAACAAGUGUGCAGGCACGAAAUGUCCACACGGCAAGCCGAAUGAUAAGUUUUACGCUUCGACGACGCUGAACAGCCGCGUGGUCGUGUCUCCAGUAAACGCGUUGAAGCAGUUUUUGUUUUAUCGGUCAAGCAUGUCUGGCCAGCAACUUGUAGGAUGGUUGCGCUUCCAAGUCUAUAACGAGCAUUACAGCUACAUGAGUGGUAUUGAGAACGAAUUGAUUGGUGAAGUAAUUAUUCCGCUGCAAAGCGUACGCGAGGCAAUGACAGCCGAAGAAACAACUGUAUUCGACGACGAUGAGAGCGCCGAAGACAGCACCAUUGGCAAUCACGCGGCAAAAUCACACCAAGUCGUGACAUCUCUCACGCUUGUGGACUGGUUUGAUGUACGUCCGCCUUCGACCGAUGAGGUUUGUGGACGGAUUCAGCUCCGCGUCAACAUCUUGCUGGCAAAUCCACUCGAAGUUACAAGCGAUACCCUUCUGUCUCCUGCAUCGAGAACGUUAUCAGCCAAUUCGAGAAGGCACCGACGGGUUGCUGAUAGCUCGCCACCUCCGGACGAUAGCAUUAUUGAGAGCAAGAUCCCGCUGAACUUUUUGUAUCCACAUGUGCUGAACAUUCGUAAGCACUUGACUGAGGUUACCGAAAUGAUUCGACUUACGGAACAGCUGGUUAAGGAAGAGAGGACGUUCAAGUCAAGUCUACACAAAAAGCGCGCUGAUAUACAAGGCAUGCCGACGAACUUGCAUGUGUCGUACUUCCGCAUAUUUCGUCGAUUUGGAUCUCAAUCUGUGUCAAGCUCACGAAUGGAUCGACAAGCGACUGCACAAGACUCAUUUGACUUAGAGGACAGUAGUGUGCGCCGUUGCUCGUAUGAAACGAUAUCUAUACAAGAGCGCGUGGUGGGCUCAGAGACACAUGCGACUGUAACAUGCGGUGCUCCGACUGCCCAUGCCAUGGGGCUAAGGGAUUGCGGUUUGCGAGAAAUGGAGCUCGAGAUGCACAACUUUGUAGCUAUUUUGGAAAAAUGUAACCCGCAGCACACGGGAGGCCCGGUUGAGGACAGUAAUUGCUACGUUGCAGAAGACUCAUCGGAAGUGUAUUAUCCCCCUUUCGAAGAUGAAUGUGAGGCGGAAGUCGAAAAUGACAUCCUUAGCUCCGUCAGUAGCACUUCUUGUGACUCAGUUUCGGUCGAAGACGCAGAUAGUCCCACUGCUACUGCGCUUGCGUCCAGUAAACCUGAGCUUCGCAGGAAAACCUCGACGUACUCGGUCAUGGCUCGCAAAGCUGCGACUGUUCGAGCAAAGGCGAUGUCCAAUAAUCGUUUUGUCAAGAAGAGAAAUUCUCGACAGCUUGACCAGGUCAGUGAUGUCAAGACAGCUGCGUAUGCGAAAUACCCUCUGCUUCGUACCGAGUCAGCAGAUGGUGCAGACCCAACAACUUCCUUGCCAUAUGCUGUCCAAACCUUGUGUCGACUGGAAAUGCUGCAAGCCGAAUACUACAUGAGGAAGAGCGUAGCUGUCUCUCAAUCUGCGAGUAGUCUUGUCACCAGCUUUCUCGCAGAGCUGGACUUGUGCCUACAAGAGCGAAACGUAAAGGUGCUGGACCAGAUGGCAAAGAUUGGUUUUUUGAUCGGAUGGGAAAGCCUCAUUUCGUCUCAUGGAAAGGAGUUGUACAUGAUUUCCGACGCUUGGGUCGCCAUCAAAUGUCUCGAUACAUUCUCUUUUCAGCUUUUUGAAGGGGCUGACAUGGAAGUGGUGCUCGAAAAGCAAGAAGGCGCAGGCUACGUGAUCAAAGUUCCAGUGCCUUCGACUGAGUUUCCGCAACUCCCGGAGAGCUUGAGGAUAGGCGGAUUGAUUAGCGUCACGGCCGUGUUGUUUACCCAAGGCAUUAACGAGAUGCAGAGCUUGGCAAACAUGGUGGGACAUUCUGGGGUGUCGAUUCAGCGCACGAUAAAUAGCACCAGCCUCCAUACCAUUUCAGAAUACUACAGUCGCUUUACCGAUGUCUGUGGGACCGGGAUGUCCGAAGCGAGUGUGGGCUCGCAUCCGGACGAGAUCUUGCGUAACUUGCGCACGAGUGUGGAGUGCGAAAACUCGGCAUCAAAGAACACGUGCAUUUUGUUGCACGCCGCGGACGCAGUGCGCAGUCUCAAUGGCGGUCGAGUCACCUAUUGCAAGUCCGGCAAAGACCGAACAGCAAUGAGCACUACACUCGAACAGGCUAGACUUUUGGUCCAACGAAAACGUCACGUGCUUCAAGAGAUCGAGUCGGGAAGUGCCAGCGAGUACGGGCCGCUCGAAGAAGUGAAGGAAGUGGCCAAUAUUAUGCGCGAGUUUGGCGUCCGCAUCCAUAUCGCCAAGAAGAAUGUUGGCCGGUUCAAGUACUCGUUCAACUCAUUGCAGCGCAAGUUGCUGCCUGAGAUUUAUCGGCCGCCGAUGUCCACAAUACAAGAUAUGGUGACGUCAGUGACAACGCGGGAUUCCUGA
Hyaloperonospora brassicae is the source of this 4032-nucleotide messenger RNA. NCBI's taxonomy places the organism in Eukaryota, Oomycota, Peronosporomycetes, Peronosporales, Peronosporaceae. The record is from the annotation of a GenBank genome assembly.